This is a messenger RNA of Ceratotherium simum simum (southern white rhinoceros), 1499 nucleotides long. RefSeq names its product serine/threonine kinase 32B (gene STK32B). The record is from RefSeq and is a predicted model, not a curated record. Gene Ontology annotation, molecular function: G protein-coupled receptor kinase activity; G protein-coupled receptor binding; ATP binding. Lineage: Eukaryota; Metazoa; Chordata; Mammalia; Perissodactyla; Rhinocerotidae. Gene Ontology annotation, biological process: protein phosphorylation; regulation of signal transduction; G protein-coupled receptor signaling pathway.
GUCCCGCACGCCGCCCCCCGCGCCCGGCCGGGCAUGUAGCAGCGGCAGCGGCGGCAGGCGCCGCGGCGGAAUAUGGGCGGGCACCACUCCCACAAGCCCCCCGUGUUUGACGAGAAUGAGGAAGUCAACUUUGACCAUUUUCAGAUUCUGCGGGCCAUUGGCAAGGGGAGUUUUGGAAAGGUAUGCAUCGUGCAGAAGCGAGACACUAAGAAAAUGUACGCGAUGAAAUACAUGAACAAGCAGAAGUGCAUCGAGAGGGAUGAAGUCCGGAACGUCUUCCGGGAACUCCAGAUCAUGCAGGGGCUGGAGCAUCCUUUCUUAGUCAAUCUGUGGUACUCCUUCCAGGACGAGGAGGACAUGUUCAUGGUGGUGGACCUGCUCCUGGGAGGGGACUUGCGCUACCACCUGCAGCAGAACGUGCGCUUCACGGAGGCGACGGUGAAGCUCUACAUCUGUGAGCUGGCCCUGGCCCUGGAGUAUCUGCAGAGGUACCACAUCCUCCACAGAGACAUCAAGCCAGACAACAUAUUGCUGGAUGAACACGGACAUGUUCACGUCACAGACUUCAACAUAGCAACGAUCGUGAAAGGCACAGAAAAGGCUUCCUCCAUGGCCGGGACCAAGCCCUACAUGGCCCCAGAAGUGUUCCAGGUGUAUGUGGACGGAGGCCCCGGCUACUCGUACCCCGUUGACUGGUGGUCCCUGGGCGUCACGGCCUACGAGCUGCUGCGGGGCUGGAGGCCGUAUGAAAUCCACUCAGCCACGCCCGUCGAUGAGAUUCUAAACAUGUUCAAGGUGGAGCGUGUCCACUACUCCUCCACGUGGUGCAAGGGGAUGGUCGCCCUGCUGAAGAAGCUCCUGACCAAGGACCCCGAGAGCCGCCUGUCCAGCCUUGGUGACGUUCAGAGUGCACCCUACUUGGCUGACGUGAACUGGGACGCCGUGUUCGAGAAGGCACUGACGCCCGGCUUUGUGCCCAAUAAAGGGAGAUUGAACUGUGAUCCCACAUUUGAACUUGAAGAAAUGAUUCUCGAAUCCAAGCCACUUCACAAAAAGAAGAAGAGGUUGGCAAAGAACAGGUCCAGGGACGGCACGAAGGACAGCUGUCCUCUGAAUGGACACCUUCAGCAGUGCUUGGAGACCGUGCGGAAGGAAUUCAUCAUAUUCAACAGGGAGAAGCUGAGGAGGCAGCAGGGGCAGAGCGGCCAGCUCUUGGACCCGGAGGGCCGAGCUGGGAGCCAGGCCCAGGGCAAGCUCCAGGACGGGUGCAACAACAACAUUCUCGCCCACGCCUGCUCCCGGGGCUGCAGCAGCUAAGCCACCACCUGCGGCUGCCCGGCGGGACUGCACACAUCUCUGCCCUGCCCACCAGCAGCCCGUCUCCAUGCCACAAUGGUCCCUAUCUCACCCCUGACAACAUCAGAUGCAGAAAGAGCCCUGGGCUCCUAGUAGGGAAGCCAGAGUUCUGAUCUCAGCUGCCCGACUGAUUCCCUGCGCGA